CGCGUUAUAUCAACACGGGUGUGUGAUGUUCAUACAACCGUAAACGCUGCCGUACUCACAGACUCAUAAACCAGGCGAAUGUCCAGACCCUGAUACUGCGUUUAUGAAAAUGUUACACAAUAUUGGUGAGUCUGUGUGAAGUUUUAAGGUUAAAGCUGGAGAAGAUUUUCAAGCCUAACGCUCAAGGGGUCGGUAACCUGACCGACACCCUCAUGCGUGAUGUUCGUCCGUCAGUGUCCGUUACGGAGGGAAAAGUGCUGGAUACACCGGUCACGUUCGCGGAUAUUCCGAGACUCAACGGUCCCGGAGCUGGAGGCAGAGUAUCAAUCAUCGAUGGUCGGUUAUCCGCCAUGGAAAAUGCCGCGAACAUGCGACCUGGGAUCUUAUCACGUGACAAUAAGUCAAGGCUGUCCACACACACGCGUGAUGUGAAAUCACGUGCAUCUUCGGACGGACGACACCGGGAAAAAGAUGCAGGCUACUUCAGACAGGGUCGCACGGACCUGUCAUCGGCCAGUAGAGAACUGUUGAGAAAACGACUGUUUACCACGGCGGAACACAUGAGAAAGGAAAAACCAACAAAAAGAAAAAGAACGGUAACCUUUGACCCCAACACCAAAGGUCAAAGAGUGCACAGGGGACAAGUAACAGACAUAAGUUUCGACGACAUUCCAGGUGUAAGUUCGGAAAAAGGAACCGGGGAGCUUGGUCAGUUGUUUACUGUGUUGCGGCCUUGCCCGGAGAUAAUAAAAACUUGGCCGGACGAUGUCCUAUCAAAGCGGUUCUACACUUCCCAUGAUCAACGUCACGCAAUUCCGAAGUCUUUGUGGCGACCCGGCAAAUCACCAAGGGGCCAGAGUGACGUUAUGUCGAGAUCUGGGUACAGUGAAAUCACAGGGAGAACCGGGGAGACUGUUACCAGCGCCACCUCGUGCCGGGCUGUUACCAGCGCCACUUCUUCAGUUUCAGAUUAUCUGACAGAAAAACGUAUGCCAGAACUUUUGGAGGAAUUUUACACGGAUAAAAAAUACUUGGAUAAGUUCGUGGAAUAAACUGGACGUGGUUCUGACGAGAGAAUAUACGCAGAGAGAGGACGUACAUUUCUGAAUAACAGAGCGAACUACUGGGCAAAACGCGGGGACUUGUCCACCCGGCCCCCUGCAACAAAUUUAGGCCUUCGUCUGGCUCGGGAGCGAAGUACGACAGUGUUUUGACAGGCGACAAAACUCGCUUUAUAUUGUUAGUUAUAUUGUCAAGUCAAAUCUACUGCUUUGAAUUAUUCACGUUAUGGGACAGACACAUCUUUUGGAUACAGAAACAGUAACCAACACAGUAUCGAUGAGAGAAUGGCAGCUGAUUAUAAACUGUUGUGCGUAUGAACAAUUUAAAAAUGUAGAUGCAGAAGAACAUAGGUUCCACUUGUCCUCUCCUCUAGUUGCCAUUUCACAACCGAUAGGAGAAUGAUGUCGUC
This is a messenger RNA of Mizuhopecten yessoensis (Yesso scallop), 1471 nucleotides long. RefSeq lists its product as uncharacterized. The transcript is spliced from 7 exons. Lineage: Eukaryota; Metazoa; Mollusca; Bivalvia; Pectinida; Pectinidae. The record is from RefSeq and is a predicted model, not a curated record. The coding region runs from base 213 to 1052 and encodes 279 amino acids.